This is a messenger RNA of Trichoderma asperellum CBS 433.97, 690 nucleotides long. The record is from RefSeq and is a predicted model, not a curated record. NCBI's taxonomy places the organism in Eukaryota, Fungi, Ascomycota, Sordariomycetes, Hypocreales, Hypocreaceae.
CCGCCAGCAAUCUGCACCCAACCCGCGGAUCUCACAUCUUUUGGACCACACCAAGCCAGACCUGCGUCGGCCUGCUUUUGUCGGUCACAGCUCUCCAUCCAUUCGCCUGUCCAGGGCCAGGGCCGCAGUCAAUCUGGACCAUAAACAAAGCGUUGCCCCAUCGACCGCGCAGCUCAUCUGCUCGCCUUCGUGACCGCCAAUUCGACGACGCCUGGCCAGCUCCGCCCGCUUACCCUUUUGGUUGGGACCCUACUGGCGGAGCGAAGAGCCGUGAUGGGAAGCGACCGAAGCUGCUGUGAUUGCCAUGGCAACGGCGCCUCGCCGGUGGUAGGUCUCAUACCGAGCACCUGUGCCAUACCACCACACGAGUCGAGCAAUCGCUAGCAGCCGGGCAUGCGAUCAAUAAUACCAGGUCGUUCCAUCAUGGGCUCCUUGUUUGCCUGCCAGGCUGCCUGUGGUGCUGGCGUCGUCGCACCGACAGCUUGGACGUUGGGUCAGCCACGAACCGGGUGGUGGUUAUUGGGCAGCGAACUAGCACUCAGAGAACCCGACGAGAAUACGAGUCUAGCAGCGUUAUCGUACUAGGUUCGCAGUCGUUGUACAAGCAAGUAAUGCUAGUGAUGGUACUCCAUACAGUAGGUAGUAGUUCUGACACGGGCUCCAGUCCAGACUCGUCCCAGGGUCUUUGCC